AAUAAUAAUAAUAAUAAAAAAUAAAAUAAAAGAAUAAAACGUGCAAGUAGAAACCAAGUUUCCGCAACAAAAUAAUAAAUUAAGCAGGAAAAUUAAAUUGUUUAAUUUGUAUCUUGCAGCUUCCAGGAAAUCAAUUUGUGUUUGAAAUUGAACCAAAUAAAAUAAAGUAAGACAAAAUACGGUGGUCGAAUAACAUAGCCAUAGCAGGUAUUCCCAGUCAAAGCGUCCGUACUGAGAAAACCUUGUUGUUUGAUAAUCAUGGAGAAAACUAUGAUUCAGCCGUUGAUUGCAGUCUUAAUAUCCUCUUUAAUCGCAAUCAGAUCUUACAGAAAGAAAUCGCUGGACCUCUCCGGAGCAAUCUCCGGCUUCAUUGUUAUGACCAUCCACAUUGCAGUCGGUUACAGGUACGGAGCUAUGUUGCUUGCCUUCUUUUUCUCUUCGUCUAAGCUUACGAAGGUUGGCGAAGAGAAAAAGCGUCGUGUUGACGCCGAUUUUAAAGAAGGUGGACAAAGAAAUUGGAUACAAGUUUUAUCCAACAGCGCGAUUGCUACGAUUUUGGUAGUGAUAAUCUGGAAAGAGGCGGAGUGGCAGGACAAGUGUUUGGACUCCAAAGACUCAGUUCUUGUUACUUCUCUGAUUGGAGGUGUUAUCGGUCACUACUGUUGUUGCAACGGAGACACAUGGUCCUCUGAACUCGGAAUUCUUAGUGAUGCUCAACCUCGAUUAAUCACUAACUUCAAGCCUGUUAGGAAGGGUACAAACGGUGCUGUUACAAAAACUGGACUCCUAGCAGCAGCAGCUGCAGGCAGUAUCAUUGGAAUGAUUUUCGUUAUAUUUGGAUUUUUCACUGCAAAGUGCUCAAAGGAUGCAGCUCUAAAGCAGCUAUUAGUUAUACCUCUCUCUUGUUUGGCUGGACUAUGCGGUAGUGUGAUUGAUUCUCUUCUUGGAGCAACAGUGCAAUUCAGUGGAUUCUGUACUGUUCGUAAUAAGGUUGUUGGAAAACCAGGACCAACCGUCAAGAAGAUUUCAGGUCUUAACUAUCUUGACAACAAUGCAGUGAAUUUUGUGUCGAUACUGCUGACCACAUUGCUGACUUCCAUUAUCUGUAUCUUCAUCUUCUGAGAUCAUCAACCUACUCAACCGAGUACCUCAUGACUUUUGUCACACGGUUCAGGCAGAAUUCCCAAUUGAAACAUGUACCAGCAAUAGAUAAAUCUUACCUUAUAAAUCACCACUUAAAAGGGUGUUGCUAACCUUCCAUUAAAUUAGGUGGUUGUUAUGAAAUCACAUGGUUCAGAUGCAAUUCCCUAUUGAUACAUGUAUGGAUUGUCCAUGAUUGAUCCUUAUAAACCGUCAUCUCAGGAAGGUUUGAUCAUUUGCUGAUGCUAUCCUGCUAUCAAUUUGGGUUCACUUUGUUCUUAAUGAAGCAUUAGUAAAAUUUGAUGUUGCUA
Molecule: messenger RNA, 1451 nt
Organism: Ziziphus jujuba (common jujube)
Lineage: Eukaryota; Viridiplantae; Streptophyta; Magnoliopsida; Rosales; Rhamnaceae
Product: protein PGR
Exons: 5
Coding region: 259-1122 (287 amino acids)
Cellular component (GO): membrane
Source: RefSeq, a predicted model, not a curated record